AGCUAGUUAAGCGUCAGAGCCUAGUGGACGGAAGUGGCUGUUGGAGGCUUUAAGGUAGCUUUAAAUUCCUGCUGGCUUCGCACAUCCCUCUUUCCAGCUGGUGUCGGGCUUCGCGUGCGGAUGGCUGUGGACGUGAAGUCGCGAGCAAAGCGUUAUGAAAAACUGGACUUCCUCGGGGAGGGACAGUUUGCUACGGUUUACAAGGCCAGAGACAAGAACACCAACCAGAUUGUCGCCAUUAAAAAAAUUAAACUUGGACAUAGAUCAGAAGCUAAAGAUGGUAUAAAUAGAACAGCCUUAAGAGAGAUAAAAUUAUUGCAGGAGCUAAGUCAUCCAAAUAUAAUUGGUCUCCUUGAUGCUUUUGGCCAUAAAUCUAAUAUUAGUCUUGUCUUUGAUUUUAUGGAAACUGAUCUAGAGGUUAUAAUAAAGGAUAAUAGUCUUGUGCUGACACCAUCACACAUCAAAGCCUACAUGUUGAUGACACUCCAAGGGUUAGAAUAUUUACAUCAGCAUUGGAUUCUACAUAGGGAUCUGAAACCAAACAACCUGUUGCUAGAUGAACAUGGAGUUCUAAAGCUGGCAGAUUUUGGCCUGGCCAAAUCAUUUGGGAGCCCCAAUAGAGCUUAUACACAUCAGGUUGUAACCAGAUGGUAUCGGGCCCCUGAGUUACUAUUUGGUGCAAGAAUGUAUGGUGUCGGUGUGGACAUGUGGGCUGUUGGCUGUAUAUUAGCAGAGUUGCUUCUAAGGGUUCCUUUUUUGCCAGGGGAUUCAGACCUGGAUCAACUAACAAGAAUAUUUGAGACUUUGGGCACACCAACAGAGGAACAGUGGCCUGACAUGUGCAGUCUCCCAGACUUCGUGACAUUUAAGAGUUUCCCUGGAAUCCCGUUGCAGCACAUCUUCAUCGCCGCAGGAGACGACUUGCUGGCUCUCAUACAAGGCUUGUUCUCAUUCAACCCGUGUACUCGGAUUACAGCCACUCAGGCAUUGAAAACUAAAUAUUUCAGUAAUCGGCCAGGGCCCACACCUGGAUGUCAUCUGCCGAGACCAAACUGUCCAGUGGAGGCGUUAAAGGAGCAGACUAAUCCAUCUUUGACAACAAAACGAAAGAGAACAGAGGCCUUAGAGCAAGGUGAGACUAAUUUUUAUAAGAAAUGCAGUGGAUUCAGAAAACUCCAAAUGGCUAAUGCAUAGCUAGUGACAGAGAACAGCUAAGAAAUGUAGAUUGUGAGCUAUUUACUUUUUAUAAGUUUAAAUUGUAUAAAGUAGAUAGAAUGUGGUAUUUUAAUAUUAGCUGCUUUUGCUCCCGUUGAAGAUACUUACAUCAUACUCCUUAAAGGAAUAGGGGCACUUUUGAGUACCUCAGAGCUAUGAGAACUAUCAAUGUGUACCUUAUUCUCUUCAUAAACUCUUACUGGUACACUGUAUGCGUAAUGUUUAACAAAUGCUAUAGGAAAAAUCAAAGCAAGUAAAAUAAAUGUAAUGGGAAUGCAAUGACUGGUUAAAAUUACACAAACAAAACUGCAUAAACAUAAGAUUAAAUGUGAACGACCU
This is a messenger RNA of Phyllostomus discolor (pale spear-nosed bat), 1554 nucleotides long. RefSeq names its product cyclin dependent kinase 7 (gene CDK7). Gene Ontology annotation, molecular function: cyclin-dependent protein serine/threonine kinase activity; RNA polymerase II CTD heptapeptide repeat kinase activity; ATP binding. Gene Ontology annotation, cellular component: transcription factor TFIIH holo complex; transcription factor TFIIK complex; nucleus. The coding region runs from base 121 to 1194 and encodes 357 amino acids. The record is from RefSeq and is a predicted model, not a curated record. Gene Ontology annotation, biological process: positive regulation of transcription by RNA polymerase II; protein phosphorylation. NCBI's taxonomy places the organism in Eukaryota, Metazoa, Chordata, Mammalia, Chiroptera, Phyllostomidae. The transcript is spliced from 11 exons.